This is a messenger RNA of Podospora pseudocomata, 914 nucleotides long. It is a transcript of the gene CPR2, whose product is annotated as Peptidyl-prolyl cis-trans isomerase B. Lineage: Eukaryota; Fungi; Ascomycota; Sordariomycetes; Sordariales; Podosporaceae. The coding region runs from base 288 to 914 and encodes 208 amino acids. Gene Ontology annotation, biological process: protein folding; protein peptidyl-prolyl isomerization. The record is from RefSeq and is a predicted model, not a curated record. The transcript is spliced from 3 exons. Gene Ontology annotation, molecular function: peptidyl-prolyl cis-trans isomerase activity.
CCAUUGCCCCGCACUCUCAACCACUCACCUCGCUGUCCCACCUCAAACCCCCCUGAAGACACCCCCUGUAAACCCGCCCCCCCAAGCUCGGCUCUCACCUGCCGCAAGCCCAAGUUGAAACAGAAACGUAGCUUCAACUGAUCGAGGUGGCAGCAACAACAGUCCGAGUUCUGGACUUCUCAUUUAUUUUCUCUUUUUUCCCCUUCCACCGCAUUCUUGUCUUCAAUUGAUUCAUUCCCCCCAUUCUCUCUCCCUCACAGAAACACACCUCACAGAAGCAAGACACAAUGUUCAGCCUCAAGCGGGUCGUCCUGACCGCCACCGCCCUCCUGGGUGUGUCGAUGGUUGCUUUCUCCCAGGUUGCUGAGGCUGCCAAGGGCCCCAAGAUCACCCACAAGGUCUACUUCGACAUCACCCACGGUGAUGAGCCCCUCGGCCGCAUCGUCAUGGGUCUCUACGGCAAGACCGUCCCCAAGACCGCUGAGAACUUCCGCGCUCUUGCCACUGGCGAGAAGGGCUUCGGUUAUGAGGGGUCUACCUUCCACCGUGUUAUCAAGCAGUUUAUGAUCCAGGGUGGUGACUUCACCAAGGGUGAUGGCACUGGCGGCAAGUCCAUCUACGGCGAAAAGUUUGCCGAUGAGAACUUCAAGCUCAAGCACACUAAGAAGGGCAUUCUCUCCAUGGCCAACGCCGGAAAGGACACCAACGGCUCCCAGUUCUUCAUCACCACUGUUGUUACUUCCUGGCUCGAUGGCCGUCACGUCGUCUUCGGCGAGGUCCUCGAGGGCUACGAUAUCGUCGAGAAGAUCGAGAACGUCAAGACCCAGCCUGGUGACAAGCCCGAGAAGACGGUCAAGAUCGCCAAGUCUGGCGAGCUGGAGGUCCCCGAAGAAGGUAUCCACGUGGAACUCUAA